AUGAUGCAAUAACAUAGAAAAUUAAUCAAAACAGUGGAGGUGACAGAUUCUACUUAUGUCAGGGUUCCAGUAAUAGCUUAAAGUGAAGAGCCUUUUAACACAAAAUGCAAACCAAUUAUAUUAGAAUAGCCUCAAUAAUCAGUUUUUGUGAAUUAUGUAAAAGAGAAAUUAGAUAAAUUAAAAUAUUAUCUAUAACCUCCUCAUAAAAUAUAUUUCAUAAAACAUGGAGGACAUAAUAAUGAAAAUGAUAAAUGUCCACUUAAUAAUUAAUUUUAAUAGAAUUAAAAUGUAAGCAAUAAGAGAACAAUUCAUUUAAUUUCUAAAGAUACUUAAAAUAUUCUACCUUUAGUAAAUCCUUCGGGAAAUAUUAAUUAAUUGCAUUUUCAAGAGAAACUAAAUUUAAAGGCUUUUCAGAAGGGAGUAUAAAAGCAUUGUCAAACUUAUAAACACGGUGAUACUCAAUUCGAUUAAUUAAAACCAAAACUUGAAUAUGAAAGAAAAGAGUAGAUGAAAAGGGAAAGUAAACCUAAGCUGAAGUGUAAAUGCCAAUAAUGUGAUAUAGUCUUAGAUCAAAGUAAUGAAAAUGAAAUAGUUAUGUAAUUAAAAUAGUUUUAAUUAUAAACAAAAGUAGGAAAUGAGAUGGUCUCAAGAAAAACUAUUCAUUAUGAAAAAGAUCUUUUUAAAUUAGAAUCAUUGAAGGAAGAGGGAAGAAUAAAGAAGUUUGAGUUCUAGGAAACUUUUCCAAAAAUCAAAUUAAAUUAAAAUAUUGGCAAAUGGGAAUAGAAAAUGUUCGAAAAAACAGGUCAAUAUUGGACUAGUUCUAUGAUUGAUGGAUACGGUAAUUAUUUAUCUGGGUUGGAUGAAAGAUAUUACUUUUCAUUGUCAUCAGCAGAAAGAGAAUAAUACCCACGACUCUUUAUUUUUACUUCUGACUUUUUAACCAAUUGUAAUUUGGAAUCUCCACCUCUCAAAGAAAAAUGGUUAUUAUUAAUACUUGAGAAACUAGAAUUGUUUAAAACUAUUCAAUAUCAAUUUUGGCUUAUCUAUCAAAAAAUUGCAUUUAUUGUAAAUAAAAAUAACUCACAUUGGUAUAUGCUUACUUUGGAUUUAAAAGAAAGAUUCAUGGUUAUUUAUGAUUCCUUAAGUGGAAGUUCCCAACAUUAUCAUAAGGUUAGAGCUUUAUUGUCAUAUGUAUUUUAUGAGCUUCAGAAGAACCAAUUAAAGAACAUUAAGGAAGACUAAUAUGAAUUCAAAAUGUAUUUUAAACCAAAAUUUUAAAGUUAAAAUGAUUCAUAUUCUUGUGGCUAUCAUACUUGUAUUGCCCUAGAAUAUUUUAGUAAUACACAUAGAGUAAAGGAUUUUAAGGAAAAGAAGGACAUUAAAAGUGAUUUGAAAGACAUUUUUUAUUACGAAUAAUUAUGA
Molecule: messenger RNA, 1422 nt
Organism: Paramecium tetraurelia
Lineage: Eukaryota; Ciliophora; Oligohymenophorea; Peniculida; Parameciidae
Exons: 1
Biological process (GO): protein desumoylation
Cellular component (GO): nucleus
Molecular function (GO): deSUMOylase activity
Source: RefSeq, a predicted model, not a curated record